This is a messenger RNA of Colossoma macropomum (tambaqui), 2474 nucleotides long. It is a transcript of the gene mcoln2, whose product is annotated as mucolipin 2. The transcript is spliced from 14 exons. The record is from RefSeq and is a predicted model, not a curated record. Gene Ontology annotation, cellular component: membrane. Lineage: Eukaryota; Metazoa; Chordata; Actinopteri; Characiformes; Serrasalmidae. The coding region runs from base 80 to 1744 and encodes 554 amino acids. Gene Ontology annotation, molecular function: NAADP-sensitive calcium-release channel activity.
CUCGGAAUGAAACACUGACUGACAGUCACUGAACAUCUUGUGAAAGUUAAACCGCUUCAAACCUGGCAGAACAGUUGCUAUGGAGUUGUUGGACAGAAAAUCAGACUCGACGAGCAUUAACAUGCCUGUGACCCUUGAGCCUAUGAUGGAGGAAACGCUGAGAGAAGACCUGAGAUACUACUUCAUGAGUCCCUGUGAGAAAUACAGAGCGAGACGACAACUACCGUGGAAGCUGGCUGUGCAGAUUUUAAAAAUAGUUAUGAUUACGACUCAGCUUGUUCUCUUUGGCCUAAGCAACCAGCUUGUGGUGGCCUACAAGGAAGAGAACUUGAUGGCUUUCAAGAAUUUGUUCCUGAAGAGCUACAGUGGUGUAGAUGAAGAUGACUACAGCGUGGCUGUUUACACCAAACAGAGUGUCAUUGAUAAUAUAUUCUAUGUCUUAGAUCAGUAUUCUCAGUUAGACCAGCUGUCUGUGGGCCCUGUUAGCUAUGCUGGGGAGAAUGGGAAGCUACUGCCCUUGGUCAUCUGUAAAGAGUACUACAGACUGGGCAAGGUGGAGCCGUCAGAUGGGUCCUACGAUAUUGAUGCCCAAACUGAGAAAGUUUGCUUGACUUUGGAUCCCAAGUCUGUUGCAACAUGGAGAACAAAGAGUUCCACUUUCUUCGAGCUGGAUUUUUACAGGCUUGUCAAUAUUGAGAUCUCUUUCACACUUAAAGGAAUUAACCUACAAACCGUAAGAUCGCAUGAGCCGCCUGACUGUUACAUGUUUGCUGUGACGAUUAAAUUUGACAAUCAGUGCCAUAGUGGGAAAGUGAAAAUUACCCUGGAUCUUAAUUCUGUUAGUGGUGCAUGCAAGAACUGGAAGAUAUCUGGAACUGCUCAGAAGAACACUCACUACCUCCUGAUCUUUGAUGGCUUCGUUAUUUUAGUGUGUCUCACUUCUGCUGUGCUGUGCUUUCGCUCCAUUGUUCUGGCAAUUAGAUUACUUCAGAGAUUUUCCAAGUUUUGCCUAAAAAAAUACAACCACAAAGUAUGUGAGGAUGACCAAAGAGAAUUUUUAAAUGGCUGGUAUGUCUUGGUAAUUAUCAGCGAUGUUAUGGCAAUCAUAGGAUCUGUACUGAAGAUGGAAAUACAGGCAAAGAGCAUGACUAGCUAUGAUGUGUGUAGCAUCUUUCUGGGAACAUCCACACUCAUGGUGUGGGUUGGUGUCAUCAGAUAUUUGGGAUAUUUUCAGAAGUACAAUGUUCUUAUCCUCACUAUGCAAGCAGCCCUGCCAAAGGUGCUACGCUUCUGCUGCUGUGCAGGAAUGAUCUAUCUGGGCUACACAUUUUGUGGGUGGAUCGUCCUGGGGCCCUAUCAUGAAAAGUUUGAGGGUCUGAGCCGUGUUGCUGAGUGCCUCUUCUCUCUUGUGAACGGAGAUGACAUGUUCCCUACGUUUGCAGAGUUCCAACAGAAUAACACUCUGGUGUGGUUGUUCAGCAGAGUCUACCUCUACACCUUCAUAUCUCUCUUUGUCUACAUGGUGCUCAGCCUCUUUAUAGCCCUCAUCACAGACGCUUACGAGACCAUCAAGGAGACCAGAUUCCCCUUGACCGAGCUGCAGCUGUUCCUGAGGACAGGGAAGGAUUUCCCCCUGCCGGAGGGGGAGGAUGAUGGUGGGAGCGGAGAAAAUGGUGGCCCCUCGGUCACGCUGUGUUGCUGCACAAGAGUUCCCAGAGAGGAUACCGUUAUGCUUAUCAGCUAACAGCGCCUGUAGAGACCACCUCAGGAUGCAGAAAUUAGCCAAGACGAGGCCAUGUGCAGUGGCAAAAACUGUGAAUGUGAUCUCUGCUGUUUUACAGUAUACUUCUAUUACAGUGUACAUACUAUACACCAUCCAUCUAGUCCAGUGGAGGAAAGGAAUACUGCCUAAUUCACUUGAGUAUGAGUGAUGAGGAAAAUGAUUACUCGCAUUAGCCAAAGGAAAGAAGACUAAACAUCAAUAACAUCCACUACAGAGGACUACAAUAUAAUUAAGAUGCAAGACGAAAAAAUUUACCGUGUCGGAUGACAUGCAGAGGAAAUAUCUAAUGCAUCUUAAUAUGAAGUGCAAUAUUAUCCCUUCCAUGUGGAUAAUGGGAAAUACUGUAUAACUGGGGGAAGGGGAAUGUGUUCAAUGCAAUUAUUUAUUAACACAGGUUAUCUCCUUGCCUCGGAAAAUGCAUUAAGGCUGUAAUGCAUCAUUAAUGUUUAAUGAUGAUCUGUACAGCGGUGAUGUUUUGGCUGCGUCUGUGUUUUCCAUUACAUGCAUUUGUUGAACGACAGGUAACAAAUAGGUAUCUUCACUAUCUGUCAUGUUUACACUUUUCUAGAACAUUGUCUCCAUAUUUGUGAUCUUUUGUCUCCUUGUCUGUAUUUUGACUCUGUAUCUAAUGGUUAAUGGCUUGUUUUUUUAUAUUUUACCUAAUAUCUCAAAAUAAUGUUUUUUUUCAAAA